Molecule: messenger RNA, 600 nt
Organism: Protopolystoma xenopodis
Lineage: Eukaryota; Metazoa; Platyhelminthes; Monogenea; Polystomatidea; Polystomatidae
Source: the annotation of a GenBank genome assembly
AUGACAGACACCACCCAGAUUGGCCUUCAGUCGACGGACGUUCUGCCCUACGAAACAAUAACAAAGGUGGAGUUCGAGACGCGUCGAGACCGCCAUGAUUUUGUGGAAUGGGGCGUAUUCAAUAGCGCUUUUUACGGUACCAGUCGACAGAGUAUCGACUCCCUCGUUCAGGCCGGCAAGGUCUGCUGCCUCGCACUUCGACCUGACGUGAGUAUGAGCCACAAGUGUUGUGUAAAGAAGCAACGCCUUGCACUGGCCAGGAACAGGUUGCGUCUCAUGGACACACUUACAAUGUCCGACCGGGUACUUGAACGAAUGGGAGAUUUCAGUCUAAACCUCCUGUCUCAGAAAUUUAUCGAAAAAUACUUUGUACUUCAUUAUCGUUCAACAGAGAACCUCACUAUUUUAUUUAUACUCUCAUCUGCCCCUAAUGUAUAUACACCACAGUCUGUACGUGCUAUGCGAAAUACUGGCCUUCUGCCCUACGUUAUCUUCAUCUCCCCGCCAGAGCGUCUGGACGAAUUUCGCAAGCUUCGGGCACGUCUAGGCGAGACAUACGACUGCACAGUGAGUUACUUGUUCAGCUUUAUCGCAUCUUGA